This is a messenger RNA of Staurois parvus, 507 nucleotides long. The record is from the annotation of a GenBank genome assembly. Lineage: Eukaryota; Metazoa; Chordata; Amphibia; Anura; Ranidae.
AAACUUACAGAUUAAAAAAAAAAAAAGGGAAUGCACUGCCUACCACAGGAUGGUGCACUGUAAUAGCAAAGGGCAUCAUCUUUUUUGGAGGCAACACACUUACUGAUUUUUUGUUAACCCAGCAUACCAAACAGGAGAAGUGGGACUGUUCAGAAUCCAUCCAUACAGAAUAAGAACAGAUACCGAGAAUGACACCCGGCAUCCAGGACAGGAAAAAUGGGACUGGGCAGAGUCCAUACAUACAGAAUAAGAACAGAUACCGAGAAUUCCACCCAGCAUCCAGGACAGGAGAAGUGGGACUGUGCAGAGUCUAUCCAUACAGAAUAAGAACAGAUACUGAGAAUUACACCCGGCAUCCAGGACAGGAGAAGUGGGACUGUGCAGAGUCUAUCUAUACAGAAUAAGAACAGAUACAGAGAAUUACACCCGGCAUCCAGGACAGGAGAAGUGGGACUGUGCAGAGUCCAUACAUACAGAAUAAGGACAGAUAACGAGAAUUACACCGGG